UGAUUAUUUGUUCUCCGGUCACGCGUUCGUUCUACGCUAACGAGUCCAUCGUAUUCUUCCGCUUUAUUAGCUGACCUCCUUCCAUUUCCGAAGCGAACGAGGUCUCCACUUUUCAAAGAGACCAACUAGGGUUACAGGAUGCAGAUAUUCGUCAAGACUCUUACGGGGAAGACAAUCACCCUCGAGGUCGAGAGCAGCGACACCAUUGACAACGUCAAAGCGAAGAUCCAGGACAAGGAGGGGAUACCGCCGGACCAGCAAAGGUUGAUUUUUGCAGGGAAACAACUGGAAGAUGGCCGAACCCUUGCUGAUUACAACAUUCAGAAAGAAUCCACUCUUCACCUUGUUCUCAGGCUUAGGGGCGGGAUGAUGAUUAAAGUGAAGACACUAACGGGGAAGGAAAUCGAGAUUGACAUCGAGCCCACCGACACAAUUGACAGGAUCAAGGAGAGGGUAGAAGAGAAAGAAGGAAUUCCACCUGUACAACAAAGGUUGAUCUAUGCAGGCAAGCAGCUAGCCGAUGAUAAGACUGCUAAGGAGUACAACAUUGAGGGCGGCUCUGUUCUUCAUCUCGUGCUUGCUCUGAGGGGUGGUUGAUACAGAUUUUUUUUUUUUAAUGUCCUCAGGGUGGUGAUUCUACUGUCGUUCCAUAAAUGGUCUACAACACUCCAAAAACUGCAGUGAACAUUGUUGCUCUUAACAGCAGAUAUUGUUGGCCUGGCUGAUUUUACUACUUUUUAUUAUAUAAAAAAGAACAUCUCUUCAAAAGACCA
Zingiber officinale is the source of this 773-nucleotide messenger RNA. Its product is annotated as ubiquitin-NEDD8-like protein RUB2. Gene Ontology annotation, molecular function: protein tag activity; ubiquitin protein ligase binding. The transcript has 3 exons. Gene Ontology annotation, biological process: protein ubiquitination; modification-dependent protein catabolic process; protein neddylation. NCBI's taxonomy places the organism in Eukaryota, Viridiplantae, Streptophyta, Magnoliopsida, Zingiberales, Zingiberaceae. Gene Ontology annotation, cellular component: nucleus; cytoplasm. The coding region runs from base 139 to 597 and encodes 152 amino acids. The record is from RefSeq and is a predicted model, not a curated record.